GGCGGGGCUCCCGGGGCGCGUGCGCGGCGGCCUGGGCUGCGGGCCCCUCCUUUGGCGGGGGCGCGCGGCGCGGAGGACCGCACGGAAAGGGGGAAGUCAGGUGGCCGCUGCCGCCGCCGCCGCCACCGCGGUUUGUCGCCAGAAGGAAAAUGGCGGAUCUGGAGGAGCAGUUGUCUGAUGAGGAGAAGGUGCGUAUAGCAGCAAAAUUCAUUAUUCAUGCCCCUCCUGGAGAAUUUAAUGAGGUGUUUAAUGAUGUUCGGUUACUGCUUAAUAAUGAUAAUCUUCUCAGGGAAGGAGCAGCUCAUGCAUUUGCACAGUAUAACUUGGACCAGUUUACUCCAGUAAAAAUUGAAGGUUAUGACGAUCAGGUAUUGAUAACAGAACAUGGCGACUUGGGGAAUGGAAAGUUUUUGGAUCCCAAAAACAGAAUCUGUUUCAAAUUUGAUCACUUAAGAAAGGAAGCAACUGAUCCAAGACCAUAUGAAGCAGAAAAUGCAGUCGAAUCAUGGAGAACUUCAGUAGAAACUGCUCUCCGAGCUUAUGUAAAAGAACAUUAUCCAAAUGGGGUCUGCACUGUAUAUGGUAAAAAAAUAGAUGGACAGCAAACCAUUAUUGCAUGCAUAGAAAGCCAUCAGUUCCAAGCAAAAAACUUUUGGAAUGGUCGUUGGAGGUCAGAGUGGAAGUUUACAAUCACCCCUUCAACCACUCAGGUGGUUGGCAUCUUGAAAAUUCAGGUUCAUUAUUAUGAAGAUGGUAAUGUUCAGUUAGUGAGUCAUAAAGAUAUACAAGAUUCCCUAACAGUGUCUAAUGAGGUGCAAACAGCAAAAGAAUUUAUAAAGAUUGUAGAAGCUGCGGAAAAUGAAUACCAGACUGCCAUCAGUGAGAAUUAUCAGACAAUGUCGGACACUACUUUCAAAGCCUUACGUCGACAGUUGCCAGUUACACGCACUAAGAUUGAUUGGAACAAGAUCCUUAGCUACAAGAUUGGCAAAGAGAUGCAGAAUGCAUAAGAUGAACAUUGCAUGACCGGAUCAUUUUAAUGUCUUUGCGUUUUAAAAAAAAAAAUCAUUGCAAAAAUAUUCAGAACUGUCGAGCUACCCAGUCAGAUGGGCUGUUGCCAUUUAAAAUCACUGUAAUUAGUUUGGUUAGAGCACAAAGCUUAGCUAAUCAACCAUUAUUUUUCAUUUCUUUUGUUCAAAGGGGAUUGAAAAUCAGUUUAGUUUAAAUGUCUUUUACUUUGUUAUACCUUUCUUUCUUAUAAUUAAGAGAUGAUUCCUCUAGUGUAAUGUUAAAAGUUUUUGAAGUGUUUCAAAAAUAUUUUACUUACCGUAACCCUAAAAUUGUUGUCUUUUGGUUUAUGAAGUGGGUAAUUUUUGAUAUUUGCCCAGUUCUUUUUAAUGGGGUCAAUAAUGGACAUUCUAGUUUAAGGUGGUUGAUGGAUUUAGCCAUAUAUGCUGCUAAAGAAAUUGUCUACCUUUUCCCCCUCACCUCUUCCAUUUAUCUAAAAUUGAGAUUAGAGGGAAAGCAUUUUCUAUAUCAGUUGUGUUUGAAUCUUUCAAGAAGGUUAUUUAGCUAGCUUAGUGUUUAACUAAACUUUUUUUAAACAAGGCCAAGGUUUAGUGCUGUUUGGAGAUUCUGAAAUUAAAUGAAAAUACUUAUUUCAGAAAUGCAUUUAAUGCUUUUUUCUUGUGACAGUUAUGCAAAUUAGCUUGAACUCCAUAUGUCCCUGAGUUAUUUUUAUCAUAAAGCCACAAAUGUAUUAUAACAAGGCAAAUUGUAAUAUAUAUAAUCCUGAACUCAUGACCAUGUCUCAGUUUAUUUCUUUUCUUGGAUUGAAAAGUACUAAAAUUCAAUGUGACAUUAAAAUGAAAAUUUUCCUAUU
This is a messenger RNA of Zalophus californianus (California sea lion), 1882 nucleotides long. RefSeq names its product capping actin protein of muscle Z-line subunit alpha 2 (gene CAPZA2). The transcript has 10 exons. Gene Ontology annotation, biological process: actin cytoskeleton organization; barbed-end actin filament capping. The record is from RefSeq and is a predicted model, not a curated record. NCBI's taxonomy places the organism in Eukaryota, Metazoa, Chordata, Mammalia, Carnivora, Otariidae. The coding region runs from base 150 to 1010 and encodes 286 amino acids. Gene Ontology annotation, cellular component: actin cortical patch; F-actin capping protein complex. Gene Ontology annotation, molecular function: actin filament binding.